This is a messenger RNA of Talaromyces rugulosus, 798 nucleotides long. RefSeq lists its product as uncharacterized. The record is from RefSeq and is a predicted model, not a curated record. The coding region runs from base 1 to 798 and encodes 265 amino acids. The transcript has 3 exons. NCBI's taxonomy places the organism in Eukaryota, Fungi, Ascomycota, Eurotiomycetes, Eurotiales, Trichocomaceae.
AUGUUGUCAUCCUCAAAGGCGGGACUUUCUCCUGACGGACGGGAACUCCUGACGGAUGACGUUUCUGAGUGUGCAAACGAUGAGCAGCUUCGGCAGCUAGUCCGAAGCAUCGAAACUGGUUUAUUGAUUCCUUUGAAAGCACAGGGUGGCAAAACGCCCACCGAUAUCACUCCGUCUCCACGCCCUGGCGUUGAAGAUUCAAUCGAGAAUCUUAAGACCCAGAACAUCGAGCCCAUCACUGGAGGCCCUCAAUCGCAACUCCGGCACCACUGUUUAGAAAGAGAUGGUUAUAAAUGUGUUGCAACGGGGAGGUACAGUGGCGAUCACGCCCAUCCACAGAAUGCACCCACGACUUAUCUUGAAGCGGCCCAUAUUAUUCCAUUUGCACUUGGAUCCUUUCAGCCAAAUGACGGCGAGGCAAUGGAUAGACAUGCAAAGAUUUGGGUUAACCUAAGGCGCUUCUUUCCGGUUCUUCGCCGAUCCCGCGCUUCUCAAAAUCACGCUUGUAUUGGAAACUUUCUGCAUAUGAGUGGCCAGGCGGAGAUUAUCGACAAGGUCCUGAAAGAUUUCGAAGAUUGUGGCGGGCUUGCCUCGGACGGAAGCUCCAACCUUGAAGACCUUCUUGCAGUGAGCCGCCUCUCACUACUACACACGAAUGUCAACGAAAUGCCCGAUUCCAAGAAGCCUACAGAGAAGCAACGUCAUAUGGAGAAGUCACGCCCUAUGGCGCAGCAAGGACGCCAACGGGCGAAACGUUUUGACUCUGAGAAUCAACCAUGGGGAUACGACCUGAUUUGA